Molecule: messenger RNA, 2283 nt
Organism: Manis pentadactyla (Chinese pangolin)
Lineage: Eukaryota; Metazoa; Chordata; Mammalia; Pholidota; Manidae
Gene: AP1S2
Product: adaptor related protein complex 1 subunit sigma 2
Exons: 5
Coding region: 148-609 (153 amino acids)
Biological process (GO): vesicle-mediated transport; intracellular protein transport
Cellular component (GO): intracellular membrane-bounded organelle; AP-1 adaptor complex; membrane coat
Molecular function (GO): clathrin-cargo adaptor activity
Source: RefSeq, a predicted model, not a curated record
CCCCUCGCUGCCUAAGUCUGCCUUCAGCCAACCGGCUCCGCUCCUCGCAAAAACACGGCUUCCUUUCAGCUCCGCGGCAGGGGCUUCCCCUCAGCCUCCUCCGCCGCCGCCGGCCGAGCCCCGCCGCGCCCGCGGCCUGCGGCCGCCAUGCAGUUUAUGUUGCUUUUUAGUCGUCAGGGAAAGCUCCGACUGCAGAAAUGGUAUGUCCCACUAUCAGACAAAGAGAAGAAAAAGAUCACAAGAGAACUUGUUCAAACCGUUUUAGCACGGAAACCUAAAAUGUGCAGCUUUCUUGAGUGGCGAGAUCUGAAGAUUGUUUACAAAAGAUAUGCUAGCCUGUAUUUUUGCUGUGCUAUUGAGGAUCAGGACAAUGAACUAAUUACCCUGGAAAUAAUUCAUCGUUAUGUGGAAUUACUUGACAAGUAUUUUGGCAGUGUGUGUGAACUUGAUAUCAUCUUUAAUUUUGAGAAGGCUUAUUUUAUUUUGGAUGAAUUUCUUUUGGGAGGGGAAGUUCAGGAAACGUCCAAGAAAAAUGUCCUUAAAGCCAUUGAGCAGGCUGAUCUACUGCAGGAGCCACGUCAUGAAUAUUUUAAUGUCCCUGUGUAUUAAAUGACUACUACUCAUCGUGUAUGCAGAAUUUCCCAGAGGAAAUAGAGAGCUGAUAUACUUAUGAAAGAAAAAUAUCCUCAGCUUGGUGACUGAUUAUCUUGUAUAAUAAUAAUAAUAGAACAUUUCAGAACCAAUACCUUUACAAUUGUAAUUUUUUUCCUGUUCUCAUUCCUCUUCUGCUUUAUUUUCAUUUUAUAUGUGAUCUUGAUAUAGUAUAUUCCUGCUCACAACUGGUUUAAGUUAUUCUUGAAAAAAUAUGACCUAUGAAUGUUCUAAUAUUUAAUCUUAAACACAUACAUGUCAUUAUAAACUAUCUGUGAUUAAUCUUGUAAGAGGAAAACCUAGCAAUCGUUAAAAUGCUUACCAAAGAAAAUACAGCUGAAAUGCUAGGCGGAAAUAAGCAGUAUCAUAUAGUGUGCUUUGGUCAUCAAAUGUUGGGGAUUUGGGGGGAGAAACUAAUGCGCCUAUAGUAUAGUCUAUAUGAGCUUAUGUGUUCUAAUGUAUCACAUUAAAAGAAAAGGCUAUUUGGAAAUAGUACAAGAAAGUAAAAAUCUAUGCUAUUCUAUUUAAGGUAAACCAUUCAGUUUUUAAGAAAUGUGUAAUGUCUUAUUUAUUGAAUCACACUUGUGCUAUAAUAAUAUUGAACAAUCCCCUUAAGAGCUGUGAGAAAGCCAAAUCAGAAGUCUCUUCAAUAUCUAUUGCUCAAUAGUAAAUAACCUUUUCAAAGUAUUAAUACUGAGUUUAUAUAGUUAAAAUUCCAGUAUUCAGUUUAAAUAGUAAUAUUUUACUUGUUAGGGUUUUAUAAGUUCUUCAUUUAAGUACAAGUAUUUGUUAACUGUUGUUUUUACAUUUGUGAAUAUUAAAAUGUUUAAUAUUGAUCAUUCUUGUGUAUGCUUUUAAUAAAACAUGCAACAUAUUUUAUUAUAAAAGGAAAGUGCCAAAUAAUUCAUAUCUAGAGAGUUCAAAGCCUGACUUGAGUAAGCUAUCUUAAAACAGUAAAUUCAAAAGAUGCUCAUACUGGUUUACCACUGAAAGAAAACCUUUGAAAAUUGUGUAUUAGGCAGGUCUGCAGAUCGGUUAUUUCCAUUCGUAACCAUUCUUGCUGUACUGCAUUACAUUUGAAGCACCUGGAUGGGCUUUCAAAUGAGAAGUUUAGCAUUAUACAUUGAAAGCAUUGGGAAACAGUAGUCCUUCAUUUCCAUUUUUUCCUUUAUCCUCCCCCCUGCCUUGCAUUAUGUUGUUCAUCUGGUUUUAAUGCUGCAAAAAUGUGCAUUGUCUCAUGCCUGUUUGCUUUGGAUGCUGUGUGCUGAGCUAUAAUAAGAUGUUGCUUCUUUUAUCUGUAUACAGCUGCUUGCUUUAAAUUAGGAGAUUCUGAAAUAGCUUUCCUUGCAUGCCUAAAAUAAAAAUAUUGCAUGUACUUUGUCUCAUGUGAAUGACUUUUUUCUUCUCAAUCCCUUUUGACAGAUAAUAUAUUUUCUGUUUUAGUUUUUCCAGGUAAUCUUUUUAAGUGUGGUAAAAAGCACAUAACAUUAAAUUGACCAUCUUAAUAACCAUUUUAAGUGUACAGUUCGGUGGCAUUAGGCAUAUUCACAUUGUUGUGCAACAGAUCUCUAGAAUUUUUUCAUCUUACAGAACUGAAACUCUAUACCCAUUAAACAACUUCCCAUACCGGUU